Molecule: messenger RNA, 3141 nt
Organism: Saprolegnia diclina VS20
Lineage: Eukaryota; Oomycota; Saprolegniomycetes; Saprolegniales; Saprolegniaceae
Exons: 5
Coding region: 1-3132 (1043 amino acids)
Cellular component (GO): intracellular membrane-bounded organelle; membrane
Molecular function (GO): phosphatidylinositol binding
Source: RefSeq, a predicted model, not a curated record
AUGCGCACCGACGUCGCCUGUGUUUGUCUCGGGCUCGGUCUCAUGCUUGUCCUUGGCCCUGCCGCGGUGCUCGUGGCUGGCAUCGAGGUGCUCGUGUCCAUCUUCUCGUUCGUGCUCCUCGCAUCGCUCCAGUCGACGUACGAGCUCCUCACCACGUUCCACUGCCAUCUCUCGAGCGUCCCACUGCUUUAUGUCCUCGGAAAGCAACCGGAAAAACGACGGCCGACUUUGCUGGACGCCGGAUUCCGCCCUGACGCGGUGCGGAAGCUGCCCCCCGCCGCCUACCUGCACACAACCUAUGCGGUGGACACGAGUAUCGCGGAAGAGCUCGGGACGCUGGUCAACAUUGUCGUGCGCGACAGUGUCGCGAGUUGGUACAAGCAGCUUACGACCGACGACUCGUUUCUCGCCGGUGUCAAGCUCGUUCUCUGCGAUAUCCUCGGCACGUUUGCGCAGCGCUGCAUGCGGCAUCUUCAGUACCAUAGCGCCAUGGCGCUAGCCACCGACGCUGUCGAACUCGUGCGCCUCCACCUCGCCGCGUUUCGAGACAUGUACGCCGCACUUAUGGCCGCACACUCGAUCGAGUUUGACGAACGAAACAACGUUGACGCCCGGCGCCGGCGGGUGCUCGAGUACAUUCGCCACUCGCCCACGCCGACACUGCACCGCGGCUGCCACGACAGUGGCUACCUCAAGCACCUCUCGCUACAAUUGCUCACGGUGUGCCGACCCGACGCCGACCCGCGCCGCGACCAUAGCACCUUGUUCUCCCUCGGAGCGCUCACGUCGCAUUUUCUCGCCGAAAUGAUGGCCAAAUGCAUUUUGGAGCCUAUACUCGCGUACAGUGAGCCCAAGUAUAUGAAUGCGCUACUGGUGGCAUCGCUGCCACCGGCGCGUCCGCUCAGCGACAGCGACAGCGGACACUCGUACUACUACGCCGCAUCAACGACCAAGCGCUCGACAACGUGGGACGAAGCGGACCUUGCCAAGCUCUGGCCCGAGUUGGAGGCGUCGUCGUCCAUGUUACUGACAACAUGGGCGGCAGAGCCACAUCCACCAUUGCUUCGGUCCAAUAUGUCUUUGUCUACGAAGACCAGCGCCACGAAGAAGAAGACGAGCCCACUACCGUCGUUGAUGAAGAUGAAGGCACGCUUUCGUCGCCUGCAUUCGACCAACAAUAGCAACAAAGCGCUGGCCGACGAGCCGAUCGUCGACGCGAUGGCGUCAUCGGCCGGGGACGCGGUCGUCGCCACACUCACCACUGCCGUCGACGCCAUGGUGCGUCUCCUCGACAGUUCGUCCGAGGCGCGUACGAGCGGUCGCAGCGCCGAAGUGCACAGCCUCCUCUCCGCCCUCGAAAAAGUGCUCCUCUUUGGUCUCCAGCCAUCGGCCACGUACUGGACGUACCUUGUGGAGCCGCGACCGGAAAUCACGUUCUGGAAGUCCCGCAUUGACACUGUGCUGUCGCUGCCGUCAACGACACCGAGCUAUGAUUUGUGCUGUGCGCGCGGGUUGCAAUGGCUGUUGCUCUGCCUCGAAGACGGCGAGCUCUGGGCGUACUUUACUGCGUUUACGCUCACGACGUCGCUCACCGAGAUGUACUACGAGCCAUACGCAAUUUUACGCGACAAGCAAGCCAUGGAGAAGGUGCUGCAAGUGCUCUUCCGCCUCAGCACACAUCCGUGGGAAAGCGACUUGGGCAGUGUCCUUGGCCGUCCCGAUACGUUGCCCAUGGAUGGCAGCAUGGUCCUCGACGUGGCUUGUGAGACGGAGCGAUACUUGCCGCUGCAAGGCUGGGUCAAGUCAAGCGACAAGCGCAAGCGCGUCGACGUCCUUCCGUCGUCCGAGUGGAUCUGGACGAGCGAGUGGCAGCUCGAAGGCGACUGGCAGUACGCAAAGCUUUCGAAAGACGGCUUCCACGACACGGAGCGGUCCCUCGACUGCGUCCGGCGGCGCAAGUGGGUGCGAGAACGCUGCACCCGGCCGUAUGUACUCGCGCCAGAGGACGUCGGGGUGUCCCAAGUGCAGUUGGACGUCGCCGUCGAGACCCUUGAAGCGUGUGGCGUGUGCCACCGCCAAGUGCGACACGACGCAAGCAAGGACGAUGCCGCCUUUGAGUGCCCCCUGUGUCAUCGACAGUGCUGCUUUGCAUGCAGCAACCACUGCAUCCAUGAGGAUACGAAUGGCGACCAGCGCGUCUGCAAUGCAUGCUACGAGCUCAACGCGGCCCGUCGCCGGUUGCGUCUGACGAUUCCGCGCGUCAUUUCCAUCACGGAAGCCGGAGGCAACAACGAGACAGGUCGACGCUUUCGCAUUGACGUGGUGCACACUGGAUCGGGCACGGAAUGGUCGCUCGCCAAGCGCUGGGUCGACGUUGAAGUGCUUUUGGCCGCACUCGAAACCUCGGGGGACGUCGACAUGGGACAACUGCGUCGCCUCUCUCUCGACAAAAGAACCGCGGACGAGUCGGAGGCGAGCAUCCUACAUCGCGUUUUGCUCGACGUUUUGCAGUGCGAAUCGUUGUGCCAGAACCUCUAUGUACAGCAGUUUUUCUUGGACGCCGACUUGAAGGCUCCGUCAUCGGCGAUCCCCCCCGUGACGCCCCCCCGCGCCAAGCUCGGCCAGCUCCAUUUGCAGAGGCUCGAACUGCAGGUGUUUCAAACCCUCGACGAAGUGUUUGAGCUCGAUGAAGUCGCGCGCCUUCGUCGUCACGCACUGACGCUGACGCGCACGUUGUUCCGCGUGUCGCUCAAUGCGACUUGCCACCGCCUGCUCGGGGCUCAGUUUGCCGAGUGGACGCAGCCCAAAAAGGUCGCCAGCGUGCUGUUUGGCCUCCGCGCCGCCGUACUACCGGCGGACGGCGUUCGCAGCCCGCCCGAGACGCCCCCCACAGCAAAUGAGAUGACACUGCAAAUGUUUGCUUGCCGAGACGCGCUUCUACAUGCGUGUCCGAGCGUUGUUGCGUCGCUCCUUGGGGAGCCCGCGGCGCGUAAUGGGAGCCUCAAGGUUUUUGAGUUUCUGCAGCAUGAACUCCUCGUCAAGAGCCUUUUGCUCUCGCUGCUGGACCUUGUCGUUACACGGCUUUUUCCCGAAGUCAAACCCGGCGCCCCCAAAGCGGCUUUGUUUACAUGACAAUAUGUU